AUGUCUGCCGUCAAGCCAUUCCAAAUAUCUGUUCCCGACUCUGAACUCGAGAAGCUGAAAACCAAGCUCUCACAGGCCUCAUUCCCACAAGAUGUCGAAUUCUCGGACUCCUGGGACUUUGGAGUGCCGCUCAAAGAUAUCAAGCGGCUGGCGAGCUACUGGCAGAACGCCUUUGACUGGCGCGCAGCAGAAGCCAGGCUGAACGCCGAGCUUCCACAAUUCACAACGACGAUUGUCAUCGACGAUAACUUUGGUGACAUCGAACUGCAUUUUGUACACCAGCGCUCUGAUCGGCCAGACAGCAUUCCGCUCCUGUUUUGUCACGGGUGGCCUGGGAGCUUUUUGGAAGUGAGCAAGAUCCUGCCGCUGCUGGUGAAACCGUCGAGUGCAGACCAACCAUCUUUCCACGUCGUCGCCCCUUCGCUGCCCAACUACGGAUUCUCGGAAAAGAUCACGCGGCCAGGCUUCGGCCCUGCCCAGUACGCUCAUGUCUGUCACAAGUUGAUGAUCCAGCUGGGCUACGACAAGUACGUGACCCAGGGCGGAGACUGGGGCUACUCCAUUACCCGCUCGAUGGGCAUCCACUACCCUCAGCACGUCCUCGCGUCCCACGUCAACUUUGUGAGCGUCACCACGCCGCCCAAGCUCACUGCCUCCCCGGCCCAGUACCUCAAGCACGCGGUCCUGCCCUACAGCAAGGCGGAGAAAGAGGGUCUGGAGCGUACGCAGUGGUUCAUGCAGCGUGGGUUUGGGUACAAUCACGAGCAGUCUACCCGCCCGCACACCAUCGGGAUGGCGCUGGCCGACUCGCCCAUCGCGCUGCUUGCGUGGAUCUACGAGAAGCUGCAUGACUGGACGGACGACUACCCGUGGACAGACGACGAGGUGCUGACAUGGAUCAGCAUUUACGCCUUCAGCACGGCGGGCCCUGACGCGAGUGUGCGCAUCUAUUAUGAGAACAGGAGGAACUUACCCGUCCAGGCGCGCAGUGGGUAUGUGCCUGGUGUUCUCCUUGGGCUGAGCUACUUUCCAAAGGACCUGGUAGUGCCGCCAAACACAUGGGGCCGCACGCUGGGACCGGUGGUCUUUGAGAAGAGGCAUGAGGAUGGGGGGCAUUUUGCUGCCUUUGAACGGCCUGAGAAAUUGGUCGAGGAUUUGAGGACCAUGUUUGGACAGGGCGGUGGCGCCAGCAGUGUGGUGAAGAAAAUCAAGAAUCAGGCAAGAAUGUGA
Messenger RNA from Cryphonectria parasitica EP155, 1230 nucleotides. RefSeq names its product alpha/beta-hydrolase. Gene Ontology annotation, molecular function: epoxide hydrolase activity. Bases 1 to 1230 code for a protein of 409 amino acids. Gene Ontology annotation, biological process: epoxide metabolic process. The transcript has a single exon. Lineage: Eukaryota; Fungi; Ascomycota; Sordariomycetes; Diaporthales; Cryphonectriaceae. The record is from RefSeq and is a predicted model, not a curated record.